AUCCACGAGAAGAAACCAAAUACUAUACUCACUAUAAUUCUUUUAAAACCUGUGCAACCCCUUGCAUUUAACGUCUUCCUUUAUACAUAUAUUUCAAGUUUGUAUAAUUUGAAAAAAUAUGAUUUUCUAACACAAAUCGAGAAUCUAAUCACCUCUUGGAACAAAGUACGCGUUGGUGUUAGCGCGUUUUCUUAAAGGCUCGCUGCGCUCGGAGGUCCUUAAGCUCACUUGAACAGAAUCACAGUAUGGUACCCUGGUACCGGUACCGACGAGUUCCCGAGGCGGGACUUGGCGCAAAUGAUACUCCGGGCAGUGGAGAACCUUAUGCACGGGAAACACGACCAGUAGCCGACGGUGGUGGCGAGGAUGGCGGUGGUGGUAGGCAGAGGGACACGAUCGUGCCCGGAUCGUGACCGUGGUAGCGGCAGCACGGAACCGAGCACGGGGUAAAGGAGCGAGCGAGCGAAAAAGUGUAGAAAGGGAAUAAACGAGCGAGAUGAAUCGAUGAGUGGGAGCGACCAAGGAGUAUAAACAGCGGGAAACAGAGAGAAGUGAUUAUCGUACUUACCUGGAGUUGAGCGCGGUAGAACGGGAUAGGACGGGCAUCGGUCGUGGUGGAUGGAAAGGGAGGCGAAAUGGUGGGUGGCGGUGGUGGCCGCUGGGGCAACAGGGGAAAACGGGGGACCGAGGAGGUGAGAAGGUAGGAGAACCAGCCUCCGCCAGUAUCCACGUGUUCAGUGUAGUAGCGCGUUAUGACCCGGAUGUUAGAUCGUAGCUGCAGUUUUGCGAGAACCUGCCGACCCGGAUGUCUCGUUCGUCGUCGUCCGCAAGUGAUCCGCUACUAAUGUCCUCCUGGCCACCGAAAUAUGUUCAAUCGGAUAGAUGCGAGCAAGUCAACGAAAGGUGCCAGCAAACUUCGAAGGGACCUGAUAAAUGCCGAAAUCGCCAACUUACGUGAUUUACUGCCAUUACCGCCCUCAACCAGGCAGAGACUUUCCCAGCUGCAGCUUAUGGCCUUGGUUUGCGUAUUUCUUCGAAAAGCCAAUUACUUUCAACAAGCUCUGAAAAAUUGUCCGUCGGACUCCUCGAACAUCCCAACCCCUAACAUAGGGUUUUCAAAAGCUAUGUCCGGGUUCAUAAUGAUGAUGACCCAGCAAGGGAAACUGCUGUACAUAUCGGAAAACGCGGCUGAAUACCUUGGACACUCUAUGGAGGAUUUGUUAAUACACGGCGAUAGCGUUUACGACGUGAUCGACAAACAAGAUCACAUGGUCGUACAGAAUCAAUUGUCCAGAAACAGUCCAAUUCCAAGCGAUCGAAGAUUAUUCCUUUGCCGGAUAAACGUGUCCAGAAAUUCUCGACGGCAACUGCGGUUCGGCGAUCAAAAAGUGGUUCUAGUUGAAGGCCAUUUUUUACCUUUUGUUCCUGUUUGUAAUCGAAAUGAAUUUGUUUUCCUUGCCUCGUGCACGCCCGUCGUUUUGCCGGAAACUAGAGAAAGUAUCGUGCAGGGCGCGACAAACAUUUUCACCACUAUUCAUUCUAUGGAUAUGAAAUACCUUCAUAUCGAUAAAACAGCCGAGAGCCAUUUGGAAUAUACUCGCAACGAAUUAGUGAACGUGUCGUGGUACAAUUUGUUACACUGGGAUUCGAUUAGAACAGCGUACUGCAAACAUCAAACUGUUAUCCAAUCUGAUCAAGAACGGUCCGCAACCGCGUUAUUAAGACUUCAAAGCCGUUCUGGUCGAUGGUUCUGGGUGCACUGCGUUUUGCAAGUCAAAGACACGUCAGAAGAAUGUCAGCAUCCAAUUAUCGUCUGCACCAAUCAAGUUUUAAGCGAUAGGGAAGCGGAAGUGAUGCGUUCGAGCUCUUGGCUGUAUCAGUAUUCGUCUCAAACAAAAUUCACCUACACGAUUUGCUCCAGUACCCAAAACCGUAGCGUGCCGUACGCCACCGGCCAAAACAAUCAACAACAAGACUAUACUCGUUCACUGUCCCACAACAACGAUCAGCAACACUCACCCGGAAUUCGAAACUCGGAUCAAGAUUUGCACAACCCUUCUAAAACCCAGCUGAAGGAUUACAAUGCACGGAAUCCACGGGAGGACGCGGAGCCGGUGGACAUGUCGAUCAGCAGCAGCGAACACGAGAACAGGAAUGUUCACGUGAACGUGCAACACGGUCACUACGCGUUAAGCCAGUUCACCGACAGGUACAAAGUUCCCAAUAAGAAUUCGCUGAGCUUAAGCGGUUACCGGGCGAAGUUCAUUCAGUGCCACGGCCAGUACAGCGCGGACACGCUGUCGCCCAAGUAUUAUAUCACCGAUUUAGAUAAGGAGUAUUGUUGCAACGAGAGGAGCAGCAAGCGGCUUCCGGCGAAGAUGUCCACGGCGACGGGAUCGAUCGACCCGGCCGAUCUGCCCAUAGAGCAUUGGAACUCGAGUCCCGUUUGGUCGGACACCCUGCAAAGGGUGCCGGACGUCGUACAUCAGGAACUUAGCCCGUACGUAGCGACGCCCACCACGCCGGUCGAUACCCCCGACUCUGAGCUACAUCCGGAGACGCCGAUUUUCAAUUUCGAUUGGGCGGCGGAGCAACACGUGCCGCAUCUGAAGAUCACGUUCCGCAGCUCGAACCAGGGGCCGAGGAAACCGCAGGACGUUCAACCGAUCACGUUGCAGUUACCACGGAAAAAGGGCCAGUCGAUGAGCGACACUAAAGACUUUCCUAAAUGAGACUGUGCACAACUCGUUCGGUCGGUGCUUUGCAGUUAGAUAGGCAAAUAUUUUUGUUUUCUUCUUAAGGUUGUAUGAACCCGUAUAAAGCAUCAAAAUUUUAACAGUAACUAGAUGUUACACUAAUGAAACGCAGUACGAGAUUUUAGAAAUUUUGCGAGACUAUUAAGAAACUUAUUAAAUCUUGAAUACUAAUGUCGAAUGAUAGAAUUUUGUA
Messenger RNA from Ceratina calcarata, 2949 nucleotides. It is a transcript of the gene dysf, whose product is annotated as neuronal PAS domain protein dysfusion. Bases 867 to 2732 code for a protein of 621 amino acids. Gene Ontology annotation, molecular function: RNA polymerase II transcription regulatory region sequence-specific DNA binding; protein dimerization activity; DNA-binding transcription factor activity, RNA polymerase II-specific. The record is from RefSeq and is a predicted model, not a curated record. Lineage: Eukaryota; Metazoa; Arthropoda; Insecta; Hymenoptera; Apidae. Gene Ontology annotation, biological process: regulation of transcription by RNA polymerase II. The transcript has 9 exons.